GCGGAGGUGGAUCCAGCUUUACUCCAGGCUGAAGGGGAGGUUGCACAACCCGGCCCCGGGGGAGAGCGAGGCGGGUUCAGGCUUUGCUCAGCUUUUGGCUCCAGCCCUCUUUGCUUUCCAUAACCUUCCUCUGGCGUCUGUGUAGCGCUUUACUACCCCGGAGCCAUUCGGGAUUCAGCUCCCCAGAGGAGGAGGAGGUGGCUCUAGAGGAUGUCGACCUACAAGCGAGCGACGCUGGACGACGAAGACCCUCUGGACUCCCUUGGUGACGGGGAUGGAUACCCCAACGGCUUCCAGGUGAACCUGCGCGGCUCGCGGGGCGGCCGCGGCUGCUGGGCCGAGCGGACACGCGCCGAGAAGCAGCUGCUAGUGCUGGUGGGGGUGCUGGCAGUGGUGCUGCUGGCCUGUCUGCUGGGACUCAUCUUCCAGUACAGAGCCAGGCCGCCUGCCGUGUGCCUGUCGGAGUCCUGCAUCUCCGUCACCAGCUCCAUCCUCAGCUCGCUGGACCAGGCAGUGAAUCCCUGCGAGGACUUUUUCAGCUACGCCUGCGGGGGCUGGAUCAAGGCCAACCCCCUCCCCGACGGCCACUCGCGCUGGGGCACCUUCAACAACCUCUGGGAGCACAACCAGGCCAUCAUGAAGCACCUGCUGGAAAACACCACGGCCAACGUGUCGAGCGAGGCGGAGCGCAAGGCACAGCGCUAUUACCAGGCCUGCAUGAACGAGAGCAAGAUCGAGGAGCUGCGUGCCACCCCCCUCAUGGAGCUCAUCCAAAAGCUGGGUGGGUGGAACAUCACAGGAACCUGGGCCGGUGGCAGCUUCAAUGAGACGCUGCGGGAGGUGACGGCGCAUUACCGCACCUCGCCCUUCUUCUCCGUCUACGUCAGCGCCGACUCCAAGAACUCCAACAGCAACGUCAUCCAGGUGGAUCAGUCGGGGCUGGGCCUGCCCUCGCGGGAUUACUACCUGAACAAGACGGAGAAUGAGAAGGUGCUUGCUGGCUACCUGAACUACAUGGUGCAGCUGGGGAUGUUCCUGGGAGGCACCGAUGAGGAGUCGACGCGCCAGCAGAUGCAGCAGAUCCUGGACUUCGAGACGGCGUUGGCCAACAUCACCAUCCCCCAGGAGAAGCACCGGGAUGAGGAGGUCAUCUACCAUAAAAUGACAGCUGGAGACCUAAAGGAUCUGGCACCAGCUGUGGACUGGAUGCCUUUCCUCUCCACGGUCUUCUACCCCGUGGAGCUCAACGAGUCAGAGCCCGUCGUGGUCUACGCCAAGGAGUACCUGGAGCAGGUCUCUGACCUCAUCCUGGCCACAGAUAAGUGUCUCCUCAACAACUACAUGAUCUGGAACCUGGUGCGGAAAACCAGCCCCUUCCUUGACCAGCGCUUCCAAGAUGCCGAGGAAAAAUUCAUGGAAGUGAUGUAUGGGACGAAAAAGACCUGCCUCCCACGCUGGAAGUUUUGCAUCAGCGACACAGACAACAACCUGGGCUUCGCCCUGGGGGCCAUGUUCGUCAAGGCCACCUUCGCCGAGGACAGCAAGCAGGUGGCAGAGGAAAUGAUUGCAGAGAUUAAAACCGCCUUCGAGGAAAGCCUGGAGACGCUGCAGUGGAUGGACGAAGAGACGAGGAAGUCGGCCAAAGAGAAGGCAGAUGCCAUCUACAACAUGAUUGGCUACCCCAAGUUCAUCAUGGACCCCAAGGAGCUCGAUAAAGUCUUUAAUGACUACGAGGCCGUGUCCGACCUCUACUUCGAGAACGUCAUGCAGUUUUACAACUUCUCGGCCAGGGUCACGGCCGACCAGCUCCGCAAGCCGCCGAACCGCGACCAGUGGAGCAUGACGCCUCCGACAGUCAACGCGUACUACUCUCCCACCAAGAACGAGAUCGUCUUCCCCGCCGGCAUCCUCCAGGCCCCCUUUUACACCCGGGCAUCCCCCAAGUCCCUGAAUUUUGGUGGGAUUGGCGUGGUGGUGGGCCAUGAGCUGACACAUGCCUUCGAUGACCAAGGCCGGGAAUACGACAAGGACGGCAACUUGCGGCCCUGGUGGAAGAACUCCUCGGUGGAGGCCUUCAAGCGUCAGACAGAGUGCAUGGUGGAGCAGUACGGCAACUACACCGUCAACGGCGAGGCCGUCAAUGGCAAGCACACCCUCGGGGAGAACAUUGCCGACAACGGGGGCCUCAAGGCCGCCUACAGGGCAUACCAGAACUGGCUGAAAAAGAACGGGGAUGAGGAAACCCUCCCGACCCUCGGCCUCACCAACCACCAGCUCUUUUUCGUUGGCUUUGCUCAGGUGUGGUGUUCGGUUCGCACGCCGGAGAGCUCUCACGAGGGGCUCAUCACCGACCCCCACAGCCCCUCGCGCUUCCGCGUCAUCGGCACCGUCUCCAACUCGCGGGAGUUCGCAGAGCACUUCGGCUGCCCCGUGGGCUCCCCCAUGAACCCCCCCAAGAAGUGCGAGGUCUGGUGAAGGGCGAGCGCCCCAGCGGGUGCCAGGGGCCGGUUGCUCCAUCCUCUGCUGGGCUUCCCCGGCCCCGUGAGGCUCAAACCACUGCUCCGCGCCGGGGAGGGCCCAGCGCAGCCAGAGCUGCCCCGGUAUCGUCCGAGGUUCGAUCCACUGUGAAAACUCCCCAUCCCCUCGCUCGCUGGUGAAAUGACUGCAGUUUGGGGGGGGGUCUCUUCUUUCCCACCAUGUCCACGGGCACUACCCUGAACCGCCACCCCAGCAAAAUCCCUCUUUUUUUGGAGGGUGUAAAGGGAACUCCCGGCGCUGGCAGGUUUGUCUGCGUGUCUGAGCACACCCGACGUACCUUCCUCUCGCCAAAGAUGCGCACACGAGGAUGGAAAAUAUUUUAAGAUGUAUUUUUUUGGGGGGGUGGGGGGAAAUAUAUAUAUUUUUUUCAUGCAUUGUGGAAUACACUGGAAGAUUUCAGGGAAAAUGCAUUUAAAAGCCUUUUUUUUAGUAAAAGAUUAGUAUAUUUAUUAUUUUUUUUUACUUAGUGCAGCUGUAGGUGCAGCACCCUGUGGUGACAGUCCCUUUGCCAGGGAAGCUGGGUGGGGCCAUGGAUAUAACUUUCCAGCCUUGGAUCCUGUUUCUCCAGGAGGGGCUGUCCUCAGAGGAUGCUUGUGGGAAAAGUGGGGACAGCAGGCUUGGGGACAGGGCUGGAGGGUGCUGCAAGGCACAGAGGCUGUGCCGGGAUGCUCCUGGGAUUAGCUUUAAUUUGGGAGUGCAAAGGGAAAA
Empidonax traillii (willow flycatcher) is the source of this 3246-nucleotide messenger RNA. It is a transcript of the gene ECE1, whose product is annotated as endothelin converting enzyme 1. NCBI's taxonomy places the organism in Eukaryota, Metazoa, Chordata, Aves, Passeriformes, Tyrannidae. Gene Ontology annotation, cellular component: plasma membrane. Bases 211 to 2475 code for a protein of 754 amino acids. The record is from RefSeq and is a predicted model, not a curated record. The transcript is spliced from 18 exons. Gene Ontology annotation, biological process: peptide hormone processing. Gene Ontology annotation, molecular function: metalloendopeptidase activity.